CAAUAAAAUACCGCGACGCAAGUCUCUUUUAUACAAGCGGCUUCUUUCAUUCACAUAUCACGUUUUCUAGAGAGAGAGAGAUGGGAAUCGGAGGAACGACGUCGUUGGAGGAAGUAAUAGAAAAGGCCGGAGGGUGCGCGGUGGUGGACGGUGGAUUCGCGACGCAGCUGGAGAGGCACGGUGCCGACAUCAAUGACCCUCUCUGGAGCGCUCUCUGCCUCAUCAAAGACCCUCAUCUCAUCAAACUGGUGCACAUGGAGUACCUGCAGGCCGGCGCUGACGUUUUGGUCACUUCAUCUUACCAGGCCACCAUUCCUGGAUUUCUGUCCAGGGGGCUGUCCAUUGAAGAAGGAGUCAAGAGCGUCACAUUGGCGGUAGAAGCUCGCGAUAGCUUCUGGGAUUCCAUGAAAGCAACCCCCGGGCAUGGCUAUAACAGGGCUUUGGUUGCAGCGUCCAUUGGAAGCUAUGGAGCUUAUCUUGCUGAUGGUUCAGAAUACAGUGGAUGUUAUGGACCAGAGGUUGGUUUGGAUAAGAUGAAGGAUUUCCACAGGCGAAGACUGCAAAUCCUUGUGGAAGCCGGUGCGGAUUUACUCGCAUUUGAGACCAUUCCUAAUAAGUUAGAGGCACAGGCUUGUAUAGAGUUGCUUGAAGAAGAAAAGGUGCAAAUACCAUCUUGGAUUUGCUUUAGCUCUGUAGAUGGUGAGAAUGCCCCUUCAGGAGAGAGUUUCAAGGACUGCCUUGACAUUAUAAACAAAAGUGACAGAGUGAAUGCAGUCGGAAUAAACUGCGCACCUCCUCAUUUCAUUGAGGCUCUCAUCAGAAAAUUCAGUGAGUUUACAGAUAAAGCUAUAGUUGUCUACCCAAAUAGUGGUGAAGUCUGGGAUGGCAGAGCCAAGAGAUGGCUACCAUCGAAGUGUUUCAAUGACGACAAAUUUGAAUCUUUCGCAACAAGAUGGCGUGACCACGGAGCUAAACUGAUUGGAGGGUGCUGUCGGACAACACCUUCUACCAUUCAAGCCAUUUCAAAGGCAUUGAAAGAAAGGUCUUAAUAUAAGGCUUCAGUCAUUGCCAAUCUGAAGAGACACUACUUAUUUCCUUUGUCACAACAAUAGCUACUACGCAUAAUUUACAGCUAUCACACAGGAUUGCUAUAGAGAAGAUUCAACGAGGUUUCAAGUCAAGUGCAACGUUCUUUUGCAGAUUACCAAAUUUAACACAGGUUCACCUGUCCCCUCCCUUACUAGCCGAAACACAAGAUUAAUUGACCUUUUGAAAAGAAUAAUGAAAGUUUAUUUAUUUCUUUUUGAAAGUGGUUUAUUUAUUUAUUUAAAUCCAAGGAGUUGACACAUCAAGGAAAAUGUACUCCUGUCUUGUUUGCUUAUCUGCCUUGGGUAUACUUUCUGUUUAGAUUCAUUAAAGCAAUAAAUGCAUUAAAACUUGUAGAAA
Molecule: messenger RNA, 1446 nt
Organism: Morus notabilis
Lineage: Eukaryota; Viridiplantae; Streptophyta; Magnoliopsida; Rosales; Moraceae
Product: homocysteine S-methyltransferase 1
Biological process (GO): S-methylmethionine cycle
Molecular function (GO): S-adenosylmethionine-homocysteine S-methyltransferase activity; zinc ion binding
Source: RefSeq, a predicted model, not a curated record